GGGGCGGGGCGGUUGCGCGGCGGCGGCCGGGGAGGGUCAGUUGGAAGCAGGCGCUCGCUGAGGCAAGAGGAGGGCUCUCGGCCCGCGGCCUGACAGGGACUUAGCCCGCAGAGACCGGCCCGCGCGCGCGACCCCACACCCACUCACUCGUCCACCUACCCACUCCCCGCGCCGCCUCCUCCCACCCUGAGCAGAGCCACCGAGGAUGAUAAACACCCAGGACAGUAGUAUUUUGCCUUUGAGUAACUGUCCCCAGCUCCAGUGCUGCAGGCACAUUGUUCCAGGGCCUCUGUGGUGCUCCUGAUGCCCCUCACCCACUGUCGAAGAUCCCCGGUGGGCGAGGGGGCGGCAGGGAUCCUUCUCUCUCAGCUCUAAUAUACAAGGACGAGAAGCUCACUGUAACCCAGGACCUCCCUGUGAACGAUGGGAAACCUCACAUCGUCCAUUUCCAGUAUGAGGUCACCGAGGUGAAGGUCUCUUCCUGGGAUGCAGUCCUGUCCAGCCAGAGCUUGUUUAUAGAAAUCCCAGAUGGAUUAUUAGCUGAUGGGAGCAAAGAAGGAUUGUUAGCACUGCUAGAGUUUGCUGAGGAGAAGAUGAAAGUGAACUACGUCUUCAUCUGCUUCAGGAAGGGCCGGGAAGACAGAGCUCCACUCCUGAAGACAUUCAGCUUCUUGGGCUUUGAGAUUGUACGUCCAGGUCAUCCCUGUGUCCCCUCUCGGCCAGAUGUGAUGUUCAUGGUUUACCCCCUGGACCAGAACUUGUCUGAUGAGGACUAAUGGUCAUAGAGGAUGCUUUGCCCAAGAGCCACAGUGGGGGAAGAGGGGAAGUUAGGCAGCCCUGGCACAGAUGAGAGUGUUUCUGGCUGUCUAAGGAAGGACAUUGAGGGGCUCAGGUUGAGGGUUGCCCAUUGUGUUCUCGGAGUUGACUCGUUGAAAUUGUUUUCCAUAAAGAACAGUAUAAGCAUAUUAUUCACAUGUAAUCACCAAUAGUAAAUGAAGAUGUUUAUGAACUGGCAUUAGAAGCUUUUUAAACUGCGCUGUGAUGUGCUCCAUCUAGCCUAGGGGAGAAAAUUGACUGGAGGGGGAGAGACUGCCUGGUCCAGGGGGCAGGGGCAGGAGGGCAGCACUGUCAGGCUUGGGUUUCCUUGCAGUUGGGCUUUCUUUUUUUGGUUUUUAAGAUUUAGGUAUUUUCUUUCUUUGCUUCCUGUCACCCAGGGGCUCCUGAGUAUAGGCUUUUUAGCUCCUGGGCAGUGUCCUCGGGUUGUUUUUGACACUCCACCUUGGGCUUCUUGGCAUUUUGUGUCUGGCCUGGUAUAAGCAGGUCUGACCUUGCUUUCUUUACAGCUUAGUGUUAUUCUGGCAUUUGGUUAAGCUGGCUUAAUCUGUUUAAUGUUACCAGUGCAUUUUAAUAGGGGCAUUGAAACUCACCCCCCACCACUUAGGCUUUUUUUGGGGUGCCUGGGCCUUAAGAAACUAGCCAAACGACAUCUCAAGUUACCACCGGAGUUCUUGCCUCUGUGGUCCAGGCCCCAAGAUCUCUUUCCUAGGAAGAGCAGAGAGGAAGCCUAGCAAACUCAGGGCUUGGGAUUUGUGGGAGAAGUCUAUUCUUAGGGACUGGAUGCCUCUGGCUGGCCAAGCAUAGUAUGGACUGCCUCCCCAACAGGUUCCAAGCAGUGCCCGCUCUACAGGGCCUAGGGGUGUAGGCUGGACUGUAGAAGUGGCCUGCCCUUUACUGCUUUCACCAAACAGCUUGUUCUAAAGGGAAAAGAAGAGAGAGAGAGAUCUACAUUGGGUGCGGGGGUGUCAGGGAGGCAAGUGUGUUGUGUUACUGUGUCAAUAAAACUGAUUUAAAGUUG
This is a messenger RNA of Microtus ochrogaster (prairie vole), 1855 nucleotides long. RefSeq names its product ornithine decarboxylase antizyme 2 (gene Oaz2). Gene Ontology annotation, molecular function: ornithine decarboxylase inhibitor activity. The record is from RefSeq and is marked reviewed. Gene Ontology annotation, cellular component: nucleus; cytoplasm. Gene Ontology annotation, biological process: positive regulation of protein catabolic process. Lineage: Eukaryota; Metazoa; Chordata; Mammalia; Rodentia; Cricetidae.